AUGCCUACCUCAGCAAUCGCUGUCCAACACAAUGGCGCUCCCUUGCAGCGCGAGGUGUCUCGCAGCUUGUCCUUCUCUACCUCUCCCCAUGACACAUUCCACAUGCGCAGGAUGUCUACCAACGCUGAAGGAACCUCGCCACACCUGCGUCGGCCGACGGCCCAGGGCGCUCUGAAGCAGUUGAAGCCUUUCCGAGAACAAGACAUCAAGAUCCUCCUACUGGAGAAUGUAAACCAGACCGGCAAGGACAUCCUGACUGGCCAAGGCUACCAGGUCGAGUCCCUGAAGUCCUCCCUACCCGAGGACCAGUUGAUUGAGAAGAUCAAAGACGUCCACGUCCUCGGCAUCCGCUCGAAAACCAAGCUGACAUCACGGGUCCUCGCAGCAGCAAAGAACCUGAUAGUCGUCGGCUGCUUCUGCAUCGGCACGAACCAAGUCGACCUAAAAUACGCAGCGCAGCAUGGAAUCUGCGUCUUCAACUCACCGUUCUCGAACUCCCGCUCCGUCGCUGAACUAGUCAUCUGCGAGAUCAUCUCACUGGCACGGCAGGUGACGGACCGCAGCAACGAGAUGCACCAGGGGACCUGGAACAAAGUGUCGGCCAAGUGCUGGGAAAUCCGGGGCAAGACACUGGGAAUCAUCGGGUACGGGCACAUCGGGUCGCAGCUGUCGGUGCUGGCCGAGUCGAUGGGCAUGGACGUUAUCUACUACGACGUCGUCAACCUGAUGGCCAUGGGCACCGCGCGCCAGGUCCCGACCCUGGCCCACCUGCUCGAGCGCGCCGAUUUCGUCACCUGCCACGUCCCCGAGCUUCCGGAGACCAUGAACAUGAUCGGCGCUCGCGAGCUCGACACCAUGAAGAACGGCUCCUACCUGAUCAACGCCAGCCGCGGCUCCGUCGUCGAUAUCCCCGCGCUAAUCCACGCGUCCCGUACGGGCAAAAUCGCCGGCGCCGCGCUGGACGUCUACCCGUCCGAACCCGCCGGCAACGGCGACUACUUCACGAACGACCUGGGCCCGUGGGUGGAGGACCUGCGCUCGCUGAAGAACCUGAUCCUGACACCGCACAUCGGCGGCUCGACGGAGGAAGCCCAGUCCGCGAUCGGUAUCGAGGUCGCCGAGGCACUCGUGCGCUAUGUGAACGAGGGCGUCACCACGGGUGCCGUCAACAUGCCCGAAGUCGCCCUGCGCAGUCUCACCAUGGACGAGCCCAACCACGCCCGUGUGGUUUUCAUCCACAACAACGUGCCUGGUGUGCUUCGCCGCGUCAAUGAGAUCUUAGGGGACCACAACGUCGACAAGCAGAUGACGGAUUCCAGGGGCGAUGUUGCCUAUCUCAUGGCGGAUAUCAGCAGUGUCAAGGAGGAUGAGAUCGCGGAGCUGUAUCGUGAGCUUGAGAAUCUGAAGGAUAAGAUCCAAACUAGGAUUCUCUAUUAA
Molecule: messenger RNA, 1437 nt
Organism: Exophiala aquamarina CBS 119918
Lineage: Eukaryota; Fungi; Ascomycota; Eurotiomycetes; Chaetothyriales; Herpotrichiellaceae
Product: D-3-phosphoglycerate dehydrogenase 2
Exons: 2
Coding region: 1-1437 (478 amino acids)
Molecular function (GO): oxidoreductase activity, acting on the CH-OH group of donors, NAD or NADP as acceptor; NAD binding
Source: RefSeq, a predicted model, not a curated record